Anopheles bellator is the source of this 1947-nucleotide messenger RNA. RefSeq names its product Fanconi anemia group M protein homolog. The record is from RefSeq and is a predicted model, not a curated record. NCBI's taxonomy places the organism in Eukaryota, Metazoa, Arthropoda, Insecta, Diptera, Culicidae. Bases 69 to 1613 code for a protein of 514 amino acids. The transcript is spliced from 2 exons.
AGUACCGUUCCUUGUGGACAGGUAGUGAGCGAUCACGGCAAUGCUUGCGUUUGCUUUCGCAGGACGAAAUGAACCGAGCAAAGAUUGCCGCAUUACCAUUUUCCGAUGGGAUUCGGCGAGCCGCCUUGACAGAGGCAGACAGUCCAUCGAUCGAUUGUUUACCCUUGCUCCCGUACCAGAUACAAGUGCCUAGUUUGGUGGCCAAACAGGAAGCACCGAAGGAUGUAGACGAAGAAGCUUUCGCCGAAGAGGACGCUUCUAUUUCCAACAUUUUUGAUGCCACGUUCGCAACGGACGAUCGCCCAGUGCGUCCUGUUCGCAACUUUGCUGCCGAGUGGAACCUUUCCGAAGUGUUGGAGAGCGACCCCGAGGACCCCGAGUUGGUGCCGAGCCAUGGGCAGGAGCAACCGGCAUCAGGGACAGGAACAAAUCUGACCACUCACGAACGCCUUACCUCGCAUUCGUUUAACCACCUGCUGGAAGACGAUGAAGACGUGUUCUUUGAUUUGUCUGCGACCGGUGUGGGUCCAUUUUCGGAAACGACCGCAACAAAGAGGUUGCUCAAAGAAAAUCAUCAUCCCGUUACUGGAACGUAUACCUCUCUGCUCGCAUCAUCACCACCACACCUUGAACCGAUCGCCAGGAGUAGCCCGAUGAUAGCGACCCAAAAAUCACCUUCCGUAUUUGCGACCCAGAAGACUUCCUCUAGACAGCGGUUAAACUUCCAGCGCCUGCGGAUAGCGGACGCACCCAGAGCACCUCUUGGAAAUCUUCAGUUCAGCCCGAACUCAAGUUGUAGAAAGGUUACCGACCACAAAGUUGAACCGGAUUGCGGCCUACCCAUUAGCCAGGAGAAUGAUCGGAGCAUUAUCGGAUUUCCUCGUCGUCCAAAUGGUAGGGCCCGAAUAGCAGACUCCGAAAGUGAGGACGACAAUCGCAAGGAUAAUAGUCCGAGUCGCGACAGUACCACCGAAUGGUCCGAUGAGAGUACCGAUUGCGACGAAGCUUUGCUACAAGUUCCCAUGCCCGAUUCAUCAAAGUUACCUGCAGGUCCACCUCGCCGGAGAAUCCGUAAAACAAGUCUGUCAGCACAGCGUAAGCACCGUGGCAGACUUCCAGCCGGAGUUGCUUUCCUCGACUUGGAAGCGGCGGUCAGCGGAGAAGAUUCGGAAGAUGACGAAGAUCACCAAUUUGAAACACAGCUUGACGGGUUCAUCGUACGUAAUAGCCAGGUCACCGACAUGGAUCGGACUGCGCACUCCGUCGAUAUGCAGGCCAUCUACCUACAGUCCCUGAAAGAUGCACGACAACGAGAGGAUUUUAAAAUCCCCGGAAUACGGUACCGACACGCUCCACUGGAGGAGGAGAUCGUAGCCGAAAAGGACAACUCUUUCACAGACGACGAUCAAGCUAUUUUCGAAUCGCAGGAUAAUUCCUUCAUAGUCGACGAAAUUGCUUUCGAGUCGCAGCUUUCGCCACUGGCGGCAAUUGAAAGGGAUCUAGCCGAGCGAGAACGAUUGGCCAAACGGAAGAAGGUGCAGCGGCGUGACAAACAGUCCCAGUGCAAACGUCGCAAGAGACUUGUUCAUUUAGAGAGCAGCGACAGUGAUUGAAUAUCCAAUGGCCAUGGUAGACUUAAACAUUGUAUAGAAUCAGGUCCGGAACGUCGUGAGUUCCCAGAAGCCAGCGUAACUGUAUGAUUUCAACGAUGUGACCCAUCAUGGAGUGCAAUUGCAUUUAUUCAUCAGCCAUUGGCGGUAUGUCCACUUUUCGACUCGUUAUCUGUUAGUGGCAUGAAACCAGUAAAAACUGUUACGCUUCUUAAUUAUAGCAGUUAAGACCUAAUGGAACGUUCAUUUUUUAACUUCUUGCGUUUCUCGAGUAGUUUAAGAUCUUCUUUCAACGCCAAUGAUAAUGUUAUGCUGGUAAGUAGUUGUUGCUUCUACG